Spodoptera exigua (beet armyworm) is the source of this 867-nucleotide messenger RNA. NCBI's taxonomy places the organism in Eukaryota, Metazoa, Arthropoda, Insecta, Lepidoptera, Noctuidae. The record is from the annotation of a GenBank genome assembly.
ACGCAUGGUGAUGGUACUGCGGCGGUGCGCACGCGCACAGAUUCAGUCGCGCGCUCGAUACCGACCAACCAAACCGUGUUUUCCUUGCGCGGACUUUCCGUUUCACGCAAUGUCGACUUCUAUCGAAACAAGUUUAAAAAAUAAGAUCAAGGAUGCAGUGGAGAUCCCCCUACUGACGAGAUGUUGCUUCUGUUUCCCCUUACGAAAGGGCCUGAUAGCCUUCGCUUACAUCAAUUUGACUUUGACAGUGAUUGUGACAUGUUUCCUAUCACUCUAUAUAUCAUACAUCCGCAACGCUUCGGAGGUUGAGCAGAUGUCGCUUGCCUCAGAGUACGCGAGACUCAUCACAGAUGUCGUAGCUUUGUUGAUAGAACUCAUCAUGGCUGUCACUUUCAUCGUCGCUUUGCACAGGAAACACGUGCUGCUCAUGAAGGUGUAUUUGUAUUUUGAGAUCGUCUAUUCAAUAUUCGGCUUCGUGUACAGUAUCGCCUUCCUCACAAAGGAGACAGCCAGCGAGCUCUUCUUGGAGCUGUUCCAGCUAACGCUCCAAGUGUACCUGGUGAUCCUAAUCAGGAGUUCGAUUGUGAAGAUGGAGAGAGACGGUUCAGUGAAAUAUUCACGAGAAAGGGACCCUGCCUAGUUGUACAUAAUAUCCUUACUAGAUAUCUAUUAUCAAGUUAGUUUUAAGUCUAUAUUAAGGAACACGUAUAAAAUUGUAAAUAAAUAUGUUUAAAUAAUGAAAUUUUUAUUAGACAUUUUUAAACUGGCGAGAUUUACCUGGUAGUAAACGUUGAUGACAGCUAAAGAACGCUCGCCACACCUGAGAACGUCUAUACAUAAAUUCUUUGCUAGAUUAAAAAAAAAGGG